AUGAGAAGAGUCUUCACAAAGAACCAAAAAGCAGUCUCUGCCUUCCUUUCUACCAAACAUCAACAAUAUCAUACCCAAAGCUCUAUUUUGAGUGUUGCUACCAACGCCAAAACAAGAGUUACACCAACAUCAUUGAACUCUCAAGUUUAUGAAAAUCCAAACGCUAAACGAGUAGCUGUUGAAAAGAAAUACCUCCGUAAAGCACAAGCUGCUUGCGAUAAGAGAAAUCCCGAGACUGUCGAAACUACCGUUCAAAAUAUUAUUGAAGAUUUAAGAAUUAAUAAUGUCCCUGUUCCUUCAAUCGAAGUUUAUACCCAAUGUAUUAAUGCUUUGGUUAAAAGCCAAAAGUCUGACAAGGCCCACAAAUACUAUGAUAUGAUGAUGCAACACUAUAGUCUGACUCAAAUUCCAAUUAGUUUACUCGUAUAUAUGAUUAAUGCCUGUAAAUAUAAGAAGGAAGAAGUUAGAGCUGUUGACUAUUUCAAUCAAUUCAAGGAAAAGUUGAAGAUUCAUGAAGAAGCAGGUGAUUCUAUUCCACAUAGAGAUGAAAUCAUUACUAGAGCAUAUACAAAUUUAAUUAACAGUAUGAGUAAUGUUUUGGACAAGGAAAAAUGUGAUCUCUAUUUUGAGGAAUUUAAGUCAACAUACGGAGAAGAUAAAGUUGAUUACUCAUUAUAUGGAUGUAUGAUGAAAGUUAAUUCUUUCCUUCAAAACUAUGAUGAUUGUGCCAAGAUUAUGGAUACCAUCAAAGAAAGAGUUUAUACAAUCAUUCCAACUGGAACUGAUAUGGCUGAAAACAAUCCUUCAAAAGUUUUGACCCUCUUUUAUAAUAUGAUGAUAACAUCAUGCCAAACACUAGAACAAACAGAAAUUGUUAAAAAGCAAAUGGAAGAUGAACAAAUAACUUAUGACCAUCAAACAUAUGUAAAUUUGAUGAAGAAAUAUCUUCAAUUCGAUGAAUAUAGCAAGAUGUACGACCUCUAUGAAAACCAUUUGAAGUCUACCACUAUACGAGCAAAGGAACCAGUUUUCUUCCUUUUGCUUGAAGCAUGUUAUCGUGAAGCCUUCCAAAGAGCUAAUGAAGUUAAAUCUACCACAGGAAAUGACAUUAGUAAGACAGCUAUUUUUGACAUGACUCGUAUUAAGAGAUAUUGGAGUGAAAUGAGAAAUAAGUAUGGCAACAAAGAACCAAGCGAUGUUAUGAUUGAAUCUCUCCGUAAAAUUGUUCAAGAGAACAAGCAAUUCAAGAAAGAAUAUAGAUCAGAACUCAAUAAUCUCUUCAAGAAGCAAAAACUUGAAAAGAUCGAACAACUCAAGAAUAUUCAAAAUGAAGAAAAAAAGCAAAAGUAA
Messenger RNA from Naegleria gruberi, 1350 nucleotides. RefSeq lists its product as uncharacterized. Lineage: Eukaryota; Heterolobosea; Eutetramitea; Acrasida; Naegleriidae. Gene Ontology annotation, molecular function: protein binding. The transcript has a single exon. The record is from RefSeq and is a predicted model, not a curated record. The coding region runs from base 1 to 1350 and encodes 449 amino acids.